AUGGUUUCUGUGAAGAAGUUGGAGGAGGAGCAGCAGAGGAGAGAGGACGCCGAAAAUAAGGUCCAGAUCCUGCAGGAGCAGCUGCAGACUAAGACCAAGGAGCUCCGGGAUGAGCAGACCAGGAGAAAAGAAGUUCAGAGGACAGAAGAGGAGCUGCAGAAAAACACGGCUGAGCUUGAGGGAAAACAGGCUGACACCAACAGAAAGCUCCUGCAGGAGACAAAGAAAAGGGAAAAAGCUGAGAGGGACGUGGAGAGCCUGAAGACUCAGCUGGAGUCCAACACAAAGCAGCUGGAGAAAACUGAGAGGAAGCUGCUGGAGACUGAAGAUCAACUGGACACAAAGACCACUGUCUGCACGAACCUGCAGAGAGAGCUCCAGGAUGAGAAGGACAGCAGGACAAAGUUUGACAAAAAAGUGGAGACCCAGAAGAGGGAGCUGCAGAAAAAUAUAUCAGAGUUCGAGAAGCAGCUCCAGGACGAGAAGAAGAAGAGGACGGAGUUUGAAAGAAACGUGGAGUCCUUGACGAAGGAGCUGCAGGACAAGAACAGAGAGUUAGAGAAGCGGCUCCAGCAGGAGACGGACAGCAGGAUAAAGUUUGAGGGAGAAGCAAAAACCUUAAAGGAAGAGCUGAAGAAAAAGACUUCAGAGCUGCAGAGCGAGAAGACAAAGUUAGAGGAUGAAGUGCAGAGUUUGAUGCAGAAGCUGCAGAACAAGAACAGAGAGCUCCAGGAUUUGAAGAACCAGAGGACGGCAGAGGUCGACUCGGAGCUCACGGUGGUUAUUCUUUUUAUCUAA
Molecule: messenger RNA, 798 nt
Organism: Plectropomus leopardus (leopard coralgrouper)
Lineage: Eukaryota; Metazoa; Chordata; Actinopteri; Perciformes; Serranidae
Source: RefSeq, a predicted model, not a curated record